AUGGGCGAAGACGAGGGGAGCGGGCCCCCCCCGCGGGACCUGCUGAACCGGUACAAAAGCAAGUACCGCAAAAUAGACAUCGAGAAGGCGAAGGGCAUCCUGCAGGAGCACUUUGGCAUUACGGAGUUCAAGGAGAAGCAAGUGGAAUGUCUAAACGCAAUUAAAAAUUUCAAACACGUCCUUAACAUCAUGCCAACAGGAGGAGGGAAAUCCCUCAUCUACCAAGUAACCCCGUUGCUAAUAGAAGGCAUCAGCAUAGUCAUCAGCCCCCUAAUCUCCCUCAUGUAUGACCAAACAAAAUCUCUGAAGAGAAAAAAUAUAUCCGCAGAAACGAUCAAUAGUUCUCUUAAUAAAAAAGAAAAUGAAAAAGUUUUGAGUCUUCUUAAAAACUACAAUAACUGCGACAUUAAAGUUUUGUAUGUAACCCCCGAGACAGCCACCAGUGAGUAUUUUAUGAUCGUCUUGAAGGAGCUUUACCUGAAUGUGAAGAUCGCUUUGAUAUCCAUUGACGAGGUGCAUUGCAUAAGCACCUGGGGGUGCGACUUUAGGAAGAGCUACCGGAAUUUGAACAAAGUGCUAACGGCGUGUCCCUACGUGCGCGUUUACACCUGCACGGCCACCGCCACCAAGUGCGUGGAGCGGGACAUCAUUGUUAACUUGAACCUGGACGGCCACGCGCAGGCGAGGCCGCAGGGGGAGGGGCAGCAAGAGAAGCGGGGGAAGGGGCAGCGGGAGGAGCGAGUGAAGCGGGAGGAGCGGGAGGAGCGGGAGGAGCGGGAGGAGCGGGAGAAGCGAGAGAAGCGGGAGGAGCGGGAAGAGCGGGAGGAGCGAGAGAAGCGGGAGAAGCGGGAGAAGAAGGGACCGACUAGUGACCAGACGGACCGAGCGGACGGCCUGGCGAGCGACAAUCCGAUCGAUAUACCCAGCGAUACCCAGAGUGACGCCCAGAGUGACGCACACAGCGACGCACAGAGCGGCCCCCAGAGUGGAGACGCCGAGGGGGGCACCGUCAACUCGCUGCGAAUCGUGCGCACGUCGUUCAACAGACCCAACCUCAAGUACGUCAUCGUGUACAGCGACCUCAUCCACACGGAAAAAAAAAAAAGCAUUUUCCACAUCAUCCAGGAGAAAAGAAAUCUGGACAAAAUAGGUAUAAUCUACUGCUUCAAACGGAACACCUGUGAUGAGAUUUCCAAGUACCUACGAGAGCAGGGGUUCCAGGCCCUCAGUUACCACGCCGGAUUGACGAACAGCGCGAGGAAGAGAAUACAAGAAAAGUGGGUCAACGGAAAUGCAAAAAUUCUAGUGGCGACCAUAGCGUUUGGAAUGGGAAUUGACAGGAAGGAUGUGUCCUUUAUUAUUCAUUUCAAUUUGCCCAAAUCGAUAGAAAAUUAUUACCAAGAGUCUGGGCGGUCUGGGCGGAAUGGAAACGUGUCCUUCUGCUACCUUUAUUACUCCAAGGAGGAUGUGGAGAAACUCUCCUACAUCAUUCGAAGCAGCUACUCCAAUUUGGACAUGCAGGACAUCACCAUGCAGAAGAAGUACGAGAAGGAAAUAUACAACCUCGAGUGCGUGCAUAACCUGUGCAUGCAGGAGAAGUGCGUGCGGUCUCAGAUCCUGGCGCACUUCGGCGAGCUCCCGCCCCCCAGGGGGGGGGGCGCCACUAGCAGUGUUGGCGGGGGUGGAAGCGUUAGCGGCGGUGGUAGCGCUCCUGGCAGUGUUAGCGGCGGUGGAAACAGCACCUGCGACGACGACUACUGCUGCUCGUACUGCUCCGACGUGAAGGGCUCGAGGCACAAAAUCGAGCGGGUCAUUAAAAUGUACGAGGAGGCGCACUGGAAGAUUCAGUCCAACUACAACCGAACGGGCGGCAGCCACGUGAACUCCUUCACCACCGUCCUCCCGAAGAAGAAGCAUCAGCUGAGUGACGACUCAGGCUCGGACAAGGACCCUGGGCUAGACCAGUAUAAACUGACGAACAAGAGGAUUAAGGGGUUUGUUCCCUUCCAGAGUGCUUCAUCUAUCAUUUCGAAGGACAUUCGAGACAAGGGCAUCAUCGAAGUUAUGAAGGAGCUGGAGAGAAGGGAGGAGCUCAUGGAGAACAAGCUGGAGGAGCGGACCCCCAAGAUCGGCAAAAUGACGCAUUCCAUUUCGCACUUCACCAGCGUGAAAAAGAAGCCCGUGUUUUCCUCCUUCAAGGUCCCCCGCAAGUUGUGAGCGGGGGUGGAGGCGUACGCACAGGCGUAUGGACAGUCACCUCUACAGCCAUCUGCAUAGCCAACUGCACAGCCAUCUCUACAUCCGCCUGCACACCCAUCUCUACACGCAAAUUGCACCCCUACCCGCGCGCAUGGGUGGCCCCCCGAGAAAAUUCCCGCAACACUUUUUGGGCACCGCCAUGGCCUGCCCCCCCGUCGGAAGUGUUCACAAACCUGUGUGGUCACUCAUAUGUGCAUGUGCGAGUGCGCCCCCCCUACAGGGUCCUUCUGUAGAAGUUUUCCGCCCCAGCGGUAAAACUGGCGAACAAGAAAUAUGUACAUGUUAAGGGUGUACUCUAAAAAUACGCCCGCAAAUCAUUUGUUUUAGUG
Plasmodium vivax (malaria parasite P. vivax) is the source of this 2588-nucleotide messenger RNA. Its product is annotated as DNA helicase, putative. Gene Ontology annotation, cellular component: chromosome; cytoplasm. Lineage: Eukaryota; Apicomplexa; Aconoidasida; Haemosporida; Plasmodiidae. The transcript has a single exon. Bases 1 to 2217 code for a protein of 738 amino acids. Gene Ontology annotation, molecular function: ATP binding; 3'-5' DNA helicase activity; nucleic acid binding. The record is from RefSeq and is a predicted model, not a curated record. Gene Ontology annotation, biological process: double-strand break repair via homologous recombination.